Penicillium griseofulvum is the source of this 1575-nucleotide messenger RNA. RefSeq names its product M14 family metallopeptidase. The record is from RefSeq and is a predicted model, not a curated record. Gene Ontology annotation, biological process: proteolysis. NCBI's taxonomy places the organism in Eukaryota, Fungi, Ascomycota, Eurotiomycetes, Eurotiales, Aspergillaceae. The coding region runs from base 1 to 1575 and encodes 524 amino acids. Gene Ontology annotation, molecular function: metallocarboxypeptidase activity; zinc ion binding. The transcript is spliced from 2 exons.
AUGCGUCUUUUAUCACCGAUAUUGGUCGCAUCGACCUUGCUCCCUCUUAUCUCCGCCGUCCCCGCUGGUUCGAGCAUCACCCCACCGCCACCCCUGCUACCUGUCCGCCAACCUCAUACCAACCCGCGCCCAUGGAGUCGGCUCCGCGACUGGGUAAUUGGCUCGAUAUGGGAUAUUGAUCACAAACAUUGCUCAAAACAUUCGUCGCCACCGUCCAAUAUUCAUGAUCGGUAUGGCAGUGAUGUCGUCCUCCGAUUCCAUUUGCGCGAGCCGGAGGAGGCAGAAGCAUUAGCUUCCGCCUCCCAUGUGCUAUUUUUGGACAUCUGGGCCAUAACCUCAAAAUUCGUAGAUAUUAGGCUUGCAGAUGAUAUGAUCCCUUCCUUGUUGGACCUACUACCUUCAACACUCCGCACCUCCUACACUCCUCUCAUGGACAACCUCGCCGAUAAUAUAUACGCUUCUUACCCCUCCCGCCACCGUACCGAUUCAGACUUUGGAUCAAGAAUUGGAUCAGGGGAACUGAAGACAAUAUCGAACGGCGACCUAUUCUUCCAAGAAUACCAGCCGCUCAAUGUCAUCACGCAAUGGAUGCGCUUGAUGGCAUCAAUGUUCUCCUCGCACGUACAGAUGUUCAGCGUAGGAGCCACCUACGAGGGUCGCGAGAUCCCAGCAUUGCGAGUCGGCACCUCUACCGACCCAGAACACAAAUCGGGCCCUCGCAAGACAAUCGUUAUCGUCGGCGGCACUCAUGCCAGGGAAUGGAUCAGUACCUCCACGGUAACAUAUGUCGCAUACAGCCUCAUCACUCAUUAUGGCUAUUCGCCCGCAGUAACACGGUUACUGCAAGAGUAUGACUGGGUUUUAAUCCCAACCCUCAACCCGGACGGAUACGUCUACUCAUGGGAAUCAGACCGUCUGUGGCGCAAGAACCGCCAGCCAACGGGUCUUCCACUAUGCCCGGGCGUUGACCUAGACCGGGCCUGGGACUAUGAGUGGGACGGCGAGUCGACUCGCUCGAACCCGUGCUCAGAGAACUACGCCGGCUCAGAGCCCUUCGAAGCACUUGAAUCGCAGCGCCUGGCCCUGUGGGCUCAAAACGAGACCUCGCAUGGUCGUGCUGAGAUUGUAGGCCUCGUUGACUUGCACUCCUACUCCCAGCAGAUUCUAUACCCUUACUCAUACUCCUGCUCAUCCGUGCCCCCCACCCUCGAGAGUCUUGAGGAACUAGCGUUAGGUCUAGCCAAGUCUAUUCGUCAGACCUCCCAUGAAUCAUAUGACGUUACCUCAGCAUGUGAAGGGAUUCUUUCUCAAGGCGCUGCUGCUGGGGUUACCUCGGGCGGCAGUGCAUUGGAUUGGUUCUACCAUAAGCUGCACGCCAAAUUCUCGUAUCAGAUCAAACUCCGUGACCGCGGUAGUUACGGAUUCCUUUUGCCUUCGGAGCACAUUGUUCCAACGGGCAAGGAGAUUUUCAAUGCUCUGUUGACAUUCGGCAAGUUUGUCUGGGGCGAGGAGGCGUCUGAUAUCAGCUUUGAGGGUUUGAUGGGCGAUCAGAUACCUCUAUCCGACAGCCUGUAG